Bacillus rossius redtenbacheri is the source of this 1016-nucleotide messenger RNA. Its product is annotated as glyoxal reductase-like. Gene Ontology annotation, molecular function: oxidoreductase activity. The transcript has 6 exons. The record is from RefSeq and is a predicted model, not a curated record. The coding region runs from base 135 to 1016 and encodes 293 amino acids. NCBI's taxonomy places the organism in Eukaryota, Metazoa, Arthropoda, Insecta, Phasmatodea, Bacillidae.
UCUGGGAAGUAAAAAAGACGGCGUGUUAAACAAACCAUUAUGCUAUUUGGUUAUGAUAGUUCCAUUAGAUUGCAUUACGUUGUCAACAAAUACAAUUUUUGGCCUUUUAAAUUAAUGAAUUUCGUCGUUUUACAAUGUCCGUUAGUAAUUCGGUUUUGAAACUGAAUAAUGGCAUUUCAAUGCCAGUUAUUGGAUUGGGGACCUACAAAAUUUAUGGCACUAGUGUAAUCUUUAGUGUGAUUGAAGCAGGUUUGAAGUGUGGCUACAGAUCUAUUGAUACUGCUGCAGUGUACGGGAACGAAGGCGAUAUUGGCGAAGCAUUAAAAAUUUUGCUCCCAAAGUACGGACUGAGAAGAGAGGAUAUUUUCCUAACUUCGAAGCUUGGGCCGGCGGACCACGACCCCUCCCGGGUGCGUGCCGCGGUGGCAGCGUCCCUGGACCGGCUGGGCACGAGCUACCUGGACCUGUACCUGGUGCACUGGCCCGGCGUGGCCCGCCGGCCGGCGGACAGCCCCGACAACCCCCGGGUGCGGGCGGCCACGUGGGCCGAGCUCGCGGCUCUCAGCGCCGAGGGGACCCUGCGCAGCGUGGGCGUGUCCAACUACACGGCCCGCCACCUGCGCCAGCUGCUCGCCGCCGGCACGGGCGUCUGCCCGGCCGUCAACCAGGUGGAGUUCCACCCGCGCUACCGGCAGCGGGAGCUGGCCGGGUUCUGCCGGGAGCACGGCAUCGCGCUGCAGGCGUACUGCUCGCUGGGGGGCGCGUCCAGCGCGGGCGCGCUGCUUCGCGACGGCACAGUCGUGUCCGUGGCUGCCCGGCUGCGGCGCUCCCCCGCGCAGGUGCUGCUGCGCUGGGCCGUGGACCACGGCGUCGGUAUCAUACCCAAGUCGGUGAACCCGGAGAGAAUAGCAGAAAAUAUUGACUUGGAUUUCGUAAUACCUGAAGAUCUAAUGGAGAUUCUGGACAGCAUAUCGGUGGUGGAGAAGUAUUCGUGGGACCCGGAAGCGGUGUCAUAA